AUGCAUUACUAAUGCUAAUACCAGAGAGAAAAUUUUCUCUUUGCUAAUAUAUUACCUCAUCGGAGAGCUGGGAAAAUGGCAAGUUUUACGAAAGCUGUGCAAGUUUCGAAAAGUGUAAAUAAUAUAAUAAAAGGAUUGACAAAUUUGUCUCUACUUCCCAACGUUAAUACAGCAUCGAGUUUAACAUUUGCUAUUCGAAGAGUGCCGACUAUUCAAUGUGCAUUCAUUCAUUCAACGCCUAGGCGAGAUGGUUUGAUGGAAUUUUUCGAUGUACCGAAAAAUUGGGGACAGGAUAAAGUACGUGUAGGACGGUCAUGGAAAUUGGAUGAAUUGAGACUGAAAAGUAACGAGGAACUCCAUAAAUUAUGGUUCGUCUUGCUGAAAGAACGCAAUAUGCUCCUAACGAUGGAGGAAGCUCACAACCGGGAAUGGAAAUAUUUUCCAAAUCCUGAAAGAAUUGAUAAAGUCGAGGAUAGUAUGGCUAACUUGGAAACUGUGGUCCGUGAAAGGAAUAAGGCUUAUCAUAUGCUCGAAACUGGAACAGAUGGAGAACGACCUGCAGCGCUAAGAUUCAAUCCACUUGGUUUACGUUUUUUGUACCGAAUGCGUCAAUACGCUAUACCGAGAUUUAUGAAUACCAAAUGGAAGAAGACGCACAUGUUUGGUUACGGCGGAUACGCAGUGCACAAAUUUUUGCGAUUGUACAGAGAAAAACUUUGGAACGCGAAACGUAAAGCACGAAAUCGUGAGAUGGGUAAAGUCUGUACUCUGUUGCGAACUUUCCCCAAUCUUGAUUUGGAAGCCGUAAAAGAAAAAUAUCCGUCGGUAGAUCUAGAGAAAGCGAAGAAGAGUAGAAAAAUCGAUGGACAUUUCGUACGCGAUUGAAUGUGAUUUCAACGUGUCAGUCAGAAUCGUAUCGUACUUCCGUGGAACAAGUACGUACAACAUUUCAAAUGAUAUGUUUAAGGAUGUAUUGGCUAAACAGUCAAUCCCAAAAGUUUAUGUACCUUAGAAAAACACAUUUCCUAUAAUUAAA
Ceratina calcarata is the source of this 1036-nucleotide messenger RNA. RefSeq names its product mitochondrial ribosomal protein L47 (gene mRpL47). Gene Ontology annotation, molecular function: structural constituent of ribosome. Bases 76 to 885 code for a protein of 269 amino acids. NCBI's taxonomy places the organism in Eukaryota, Metazoa, Arthropoda, Insecta, Hymenoptera, Apidae. Gene Ontology annotation, cellular component: mitochondrial ribosome; mitochondrial large ribosomal subunit. The transcript is spliced from 5 exons. The record is from RefSeq and is a predicted model, not a curated record. Gene Ontology annotation, biological process: mitochondrial translation.